Phalaenopsis equestris is the source of this 1108-nucleotide messenger RNA. Its product is annotated as putative lipase YOR059C. The record is from RefSeq and is a predicted model, not a curated record. NCBI's taxonomy places the organism in Eukaryota, Viridiplantae, Streptophyta, Magnoliopsida, Asparagales, Orchidaceae.
CAAGCUGGAAGAGAGAAGAAGACCACCAUAUGGAAUUUCUGAAUCGCUCACCUCCUAUAUAACCCUAACGCCCUUCGCUAAAAUAGUCCGCGCGUGGACGGAAUGGAUGGAACUGCAGCGGCGGACGUCAGCUCCGGCUGGAGGCGGAGGAAGGGGGUACGGUCUUCGUCGCAAAACCGGUUGAUGAUAUGUUUCCGGCCGUCCAGUGGUCGUAGAGACGAUACCGCGGCGGAUGGAGGAAGCGGAGCGCGGAGGAUUCCGACGCAUCUCGUGGUCACGAUCAAUGGUAUUAUUGGGAGUGCUGAUAAUUGGAGAUUCGCGGCAAAGCAAUUUGUGAAAAGAUAUCCUGAAGAUUUUGUUGUGCAUUGCAGUGAAUGCAAUUACGCAACAUUGACUUUUGAUGGUGUUGAUGUAAUGGGGGAGAGAUUAGCGAAGGAGGUAAGUUUAUUUGUAAAACGGAGGCCAGCUCUUCAAAAGAUAUCCUUUGUAGGGCAUUCCCUUGGUGGGUUGGUAGCAAGAUAUGCUAUUGCUAGAUUAUAUGAAAGAGGUGACAUUAAGGAUUGCUCUACUGAGAAUGGGAGUUGUAAGUUUCAGCAAUCUGAUGAACCUUCUGAACAAAAUCUCGGAGGAAAGAUUUCUGGGCUGGAGCCUGUAAAUUUCAUCACAUUUGCUACACCUCACCUUGGCUCUAGAUUCCACAAACAGAUUCCCAUGCUUCUUGGUUCCUAUGCAUUGGAAAAGUUGGUGUUUCGCAUUUCCGGUAUUGCAGGGAGAUCAGGGAAACAUCUCUUCCUCAAAGAUCAUGACGAGGGAAAGCCCCCUCUUCUUCUCAGGAUGAUCACAGACUCUGGAGAUCUAAAAUUCAUUUCUGCGUUGCGAUCAUUCCAUCGACGAGUUGCUUACUCAAAUGCUCGCUAUGACUUUAUUGUGGGAUGGAAGACGUCGUCAAUCCGCCGUCAGCAUGAGCUUCCAAAGCCCAACAAUUUUACAAAGGAUUCAAAAUAUCCUCAUGUUGUUUUUGUGGAAAAGCCAAAGAAUACUGAUGUGAAACAAGAUGGUUUUAUAGAGUCAAUGAUUUAUGAUCCAAAAUCUGCCGACGAAAUGGAAG